Molecule: messenger RNA, 1457 nt
Organism: Selaginella moellendorffii
Lineage: Eukaryota; Viridiplantae; Streptophyta; Lycopodiopsida; Selaginellales; Selaginellaceae
Product: serine/threonine-protein kinase tousled-like 1
Exons: 8
Coding region: 368-1348 (326 amino acids)
Source: RefSeq, a predicted model, not a curated record
GCUAACAGAAUAUCCCACGUCCCGUUACCGCAUAUUCCGGCGACAGUAUACGGUAGUAGUAGAAUGUUUGCUGCCUUAUUAUGAAAAGAAAGAACAAAAAGAGCAAGAAAGGAGGAGAGGAGAGAAGGGAGGACUGGCAAACUGGAGCGAUUGGGACCUAAUCGCUAGGAACAGUGGCGCCGGGGCGAUCAUCGAUCCAUUCGGAAGAAUUCCUUGGCGCCGAUCCGGGAAUGAAUCUUGUCGCGGCAAUGGAAUUGGAUUGAAGGCGGCCGCGGCGGAGGGGAAGAUCGAGAGAGAAAUUUCGGAUUUGGGGGACAAGACGGCAGCGGGACGAGAUCGAUCGAAGGAUUUCGGGGGCUCCGACGGCAUGGCUAUGGUCGAGUUGGCGGGGACGACGCGCCGCGCAGUGGUGAGGAGCGAGCGAUUCAUGGAGUGGCAGCGCGAGUUGAUCAGGGGCAGCAGUUAUAGCGCACGCAAGCGCCGAGAGAAUGAGAGCGAGUGUCAUCAACCGGCCAAGAAGUGCUGCAUGGUGAAGAAGAGUGGUACGAGUGGCAGUGGCAGUGGCAGUGACGAAAUCGAGCUGCUGCUGCCCGACGAGGACAAGGAAAGGAAUGGGAGUAAUGUUGCUGCGGCCAGUGCUCCUCCUCCGGCCGGGGGGAAUGCUGAUGAAGACGGAGGUCUUCUCGGCAGCAGGGGUAUCAAGGUCAUGGCAAAGAAAGAGCAGCAGCACAAUCACCACCACCACCACCACCAACACCACCACCAACAACAACAGCAGCAGCAGCAAGUCCACCACCAAGUAGAGCACAAGAAAGGAUUGAACGGGAAGACGACCAAGAUGGGGACCAAGCAUGAUCCCGACUACCACAAGCCGCCAGAUGAAGGGAACUGUCGAAUGCGCAGGUGUCACGGCUCUUCCAAGCAAGAACAAGAUCAGCAACAGCAGCUGGGGGCUUCUCCAAUGCGGCGGACGCAGAGAAGAAGCAGCGAACAGCCGCAGCAGCAGCAGCAGCAUCAAUCGGAUCAGAGGAGCUUCAGGUUCUUGACACGGAACCGAGGUGUAUCUCCACCUGUGAUCCCCGCUGCCGCUGUGCCAAGCAAGGCCUCGAAGCGAUCCAAGCGUGUCGCUCAAAGGCUCGCUAACGAAGAACCUCCGCCGCCGCCUCUCAAGCUCCCAAAGCUCCACCUGGUGCUCACCAGGAAGGAGAUUCAGGAGGACUGGAUGAAGAUCACGGGUCACAAGUACAGUGGCAAGCCAAAGAAAUCGACACUCAUUCAAAGGGGAUUGGCGCUCUGUACCGCUCUAACUUGCCCGUCCUCGAUUCGUUACCUCAAUGAUCCACAAUAGCUUUCGAUCGAUUCGAUCCAAAUAGAUCCACUCAUUCUUAUUUGUAAAUGCAGUGCUCUGUUUUUAGGGCAGAAGCAUUUUCUAAAGCUUAGAUGUAACAACCCUGGAA